AUGAAGUUGGACACGCGGGCCAUGCGCUAUCUGGCGUCUGAAGACUGGCGCGUGCUCACAGCUGUGGAAAUGGGAAGCAAAAAUCAUGAACUUGUUCCCACGCCAUUAAUCGAGAAGAUUGCCCGCCUAAAGGGCGGUGCUAGCGGUGUACAUAAAAGCAUAUCCGCUCUGGCAAAGGUCGGGUUGAUCGCCAGGGUCAAGGAGGCCAAGUACGAUGGCUACAGACUGACGUACGGUGGGCUUGAUUACCUGGCGUUGCACACCCACUCUGCUCGAAAAGAUAUCUACAGCGUUGGUACCAGGAUCGGCGUUGGGAAAGAAAGCGACAUCAUGAUCGUCGCCGAUAACCAAGGCACCCAGAAAGUUCUCAAAAUCCAUCGCCUAGGGAGAAUAUCCUUCCGUACAGUCAAGUCGAAUCGAGAUUACCUCAAAAAUAGAGCCUCCGGCUCGUGGAUGUACUUGUCCCGACUUGCAGCCAUGAAGGAGUUUGCCUUCAUGAAGGCUCUUUUAGCAGAAGGUUUUCCAGUGCCCGAACCCAUCGCGCAGUCCAGACAUACCAUUCUCAUGGCUCUCAUUGAUGCAUUUCCUCUACGGCAAAUAUCCGCUGUCCCGGACCCAGCAAAACUUUACGGCGAGCUGAUAUCUUUAAUUCUCCGGCUCGCCAAACAUGGCCUGAUUCAUGGCGAUUUCAAUGAAUUCAACAUUCUCAUCAAGGAGAUCAAGAUGACCACUGAAAGUGGCGAGGAAACAUUAACCCUCGAGCCAGUUAUCAUCGAUUUCCCUCAGAUGGUAUCAAUGGAGCACCAAAACGCAGAAAUGUAUUUUGAUAGAGAUGUCGAAUGCAUCAAGCGCUUCUUCUCCAGAAGAUUCCACUUCACCAGCACUGAACCUGGGCCCUUCUUCAAAGAUGCAAAGAGGGCCAUGAAGAAGGCUGGCCUGACGAGAUUAGAUGCUACAGUGGAAGCAUCUGGGUUCACCAAGAAAAUGGUCAAAGAUUUAGAGGCUGCCAUCAGAGAAAAAGAGGCGAUGAAGGCAGAUGGCAACAAUUCUGAUGAGGAAGAAGAGGAGAGUGAUGAGGAUGAGGAUGAUGAAGAAGACCCAUCAGACAAUGGCGGCGAGAUAAUCAUUGGAGUGGCAAAUGAGGUUGAUGACUUGGAUGCCGAGUUGGCUUCCAAAUCAACCGAAAAUGAAGUUCAACCUGAGCAACAAGGGCAGCAAUCCGCAGAAGUGGGCAUGUCGAAAAUGACAAUUUAG
This is a messenger RNA of Clonostachys byssicola, 1254 nucleotides long. The record is from the annotation of a GenBank genome assembly. NCBI's taxonomy places the organism in Eukaryota, Fungi, Ascomycota, Sordariomycetes, Hypocreales, Bionectriaceae.